GGUUUAUUCCAGUUAUACUGUGAUUGUAAUUGGAGGCAGAGCAUAUGCUCUCUCUGCUCCCAAUUAUUCUUCCUCAUACAGAAUAUCCAAUUGGAAAGUCCCUCCCAUGGCCCCUCUUCUUCUCUUUCUACUUUCUCUCACGUCACUCCCAUUAAUCUAUUCCAAUUUCAAGCCCCAAAAGAAUCAAGAAAAUCCAAUAACCUUCAAAGCUUUCUUCCAAGCCACCAACAAUUUUUUCUGCACAGUUGUCACAUGUAUUAAUUAACAUGUGCAGACUUUCUCUCUCUAUAAAUCCCGCUCUCUCUCCUCCACUUGCUUCAUCAUCGUCUCCACAUAGACUUUCCUGCUCUUCUGCUUCGCGAAUCUGUGUAAAGGCUGAAUCUUUGAGCAAUCGACAACUGGGAAUCUCGACAGGUCGAUCCCCUAGAGGGAGAAACUCGAACUCUGCUUCAGUUAGCUGUAGCGGCGACAUGACUAUUCGAGAAUUCAUAGAUGGGAAAGAGGAAAACUCUCCUCCUCUGUUUGAGGCCGAAGUGAAUGCUAAGCCUCGGCGCAUUGCUCUCUUUGUUGAGCCCUCUCCCUUUGCUUAUAUCUCUGGAUACAAAAAUAGGUUCCAGAAUUUCAUUAAAUAUCUACGUGAAAUGGGGGAUGAGGUCAUGGUUGUGACGACGCACGAAGGAGUGCCAGAGGAGUUUCACGGAGCUCAGUUGAUCGGCUCAAGAAGCUUCCCCUUCCCGUGGUAUCAGAAUGUGCCCCUAUCACUAGCACUCAGCCCAAGAAUAAUCUCAGCAGUCUCCCAAUUCAAGCCGGAUAUUAUACAUGCUUCGUCUCCUGGCAUUAUGGUAUUUGGCGCCCUCGCUAUUGCAAAAUUACUAUCUGUUCCGUUAGUGAUGUCGUAUCACACCCAUGUUCCAGUGUAUAUACCAAGAUACACCUUUAGCUGGCUGGUCCAACCAAUGUGGUUAGUUAUAAAAUGUCUGCACAGAGCUGCCGAUCUUACCCUGGUGCCUUCUGCUGCCAUCGCAAAGGAUCUAGUAGAAGCUAGAGUAACGACAGCUGACAUGAUACGCAUCUGGAAUAAGGGUGUCGACUCUGAGAGCUUUCACCCACGGUUUCGCUCAAAAGAGAUGAGAUUAAGAUUAAGCAACGGAGAACCCGACAGACCAUUGAUAGUUCAUGUAGGGAGGCUUGGAGUAGAAAAGAGUUUGGAUUUUCUCAAAAGGGUCAUGGACGAGCUUCCAGAGGCUCGAAUCGCGUUCAUUGGUGAUGGACCGUACAGAGAGGAGUUGGAGCAGAUUUUCUCCGGGAUGCCCGCAGUAUUCACAGGGAUGCUACAAGGCGAAGAGCUCUCACAAGCAUAUGCGAGUGGGGAUGUCUUCGUGAUGCCUUCAGAGUCGGAGACUCUUGGGCAAGUCGUCUUGGAGGCCAUGGCAUCCGGCCUCCCCGUGGUGGCUGCUCGUGCAGGGGGCAUCCCCGACAUGAUACCUGAAGAUCAGCAGGGCAAGACGGGCUAUCUAUUUAACCCUAGAGAUCUCGAUGACUGCUUGAGCAAACUUAGACCCCUUUUGCAAGAUCAAGGACUGCGCGAAACCAUAGGCAAAGCAGCUCGUGUGGAGACGGAGAAGUAUGAUUGGAAGGCAGCCACACGCAAGAUUCGCAACGAGAACUAUAAUGCGGCCAUCUGGUUCUGGAGGAAGAAGCGAGACGAGUUCUUGCAACCUUUUCAAUGGCUGUUCCGACGUUUUCGCGAAACGCCGCGCGCGAUUCAGAUGUGAUCGCUGAACGUCAAUCGUCGUCGGGAAUUCAAACCUUGUAAGUUAGUUAAAUUAUUUAUCUGCAUUGUCGAUUUCUGGUAUUGCUGCCGUGAUCCUAAUAGUAAGUUGGAUAAUGGCAUGUUGUAUUCUAAUUGAUUGAAGUGUGAUAUAAGAAUGUAUUUAGCUAGGUCUGGUUGGAAAUAUUUGUUAUGUGUAUAUGUUCUUGAAUCAAUGUGAAUGCACUUUAUUACUAUCUA
Molecule: messenger RNA, 2011 nt
Organism: Salvia miltiorrhiza (redroot sage)
Lineage: Eukaryota; Viridiplantae; Streptophyta; Magnoliopsida; Lamiales; Lamiaceae
Product: sulfoquinovosyl transferase SQD2-like
Exons: 11
Coding region: 267-1775 (502 amino acids)
Biological process (GO): glycolipid biosynthetic process; sulfolipid biosynthetic process
Cellular component (GO): chloroplast envelope
Molecular function (GO): UDP-sulfoquinovose:DAG sulfoquinovosyltransferase activity
Source: RefSeq, a predicted model, not a curated record